Messenger RNA from Peniophora sp. CBMAI 1063, 753 nucleotides. The record is from the annotation of a GenBank genome assembly. Lineage: Eukaryota; Fungi; Basidiomycota; Agaricomycetes; Russulales; Peniophoraceae.
AUGGAAACCUUCACAUCUGAGGAAGAGAUUCCGUUCAUCCCGCUCAAGGACGGUACACAGCGAGUCCCGGCAGCCAGCCUGAAGCCUAUUACCUCUUUCAAGAUCAGAGCUGUCUAUAUCCUCCUUACUACCUCCGUCGUCCUCAACUUGACUCUCCUGUUGCGAAGGGCGGGGCCCGUCAACAGCACAGCGUCGGUCUGCCAAUACCUAUAUUCACCAGCCACGGAAGCCAUUGAGUACAAGCCAGUGAAGUUCACCCGAGGCUACGUCGGUGACGUGCCGCUGUACGAACAACCCCCCUCGGCCGAAGUCGAUGCAGCUUGGAAGGCGCUGUGGCUCUCGCCCGAGAUAGUGUCCAUACCACGUUCUCAGGCAGCGCUCCUACCCAACAGAACAUGGCCUAUUCUCGGCAACGAGGAAAACUAUAUGACCGGUUUGGACAUGUUCCAUCAGUUACACUGUCUGGAUACACUGCGCAUGGCCAUUCACCCUGAAGACUACCCUGAUCUGGACUAUACGAUCAACCACCUCCGGCACUGUGUAGGGCACCUCCGCCAGGCGAUUAUGUGCUUCGGAGAUGUUACUCCGGUUGCAAUGCAAUGGAGUUCAGCUCUGUCGUCGGCGGUCCGCCGCGACGAUAUCAUGCACAGUUGCCGGGUUUACUCGAGUCUGCGCGAGUGGUCGCUGGCACGUCACCUCGAGUAUGAUGGCAAGGAUCUCGCCGUAUACAUAGACGAUCCCCUCUCCGCGUAG